Messenger RNA from Paraglomus brasilianum, 1653 nucleotides. Lineage: Eukaryota; Fungi; Glomeromycota; Glomeromycetes; Paraglomerales; Paraglomeraceae. The record is from the annotation of a GenBank genome assembly.
AUGGAAGAUAAGAUAGCAAAGUUAAAAACAGGUUUACAAGAGUUGGCGGUUACUUAUUCUUCUCUCUUUAAUGAGUUAAAAAAAACCCAAGAGAAAAAUGAUCAAUUGGAGAAGAAACAAGAAUUAUUACAAGAGGAAGUCUUUCAAUUGAGGGCAAAUGGUUUAACUAGCGAGGUUCAAAAAGCAGAAAAAAAAUUAAAUAAAAUUGUUACUAAUAUAAAAAAUCGAUUGGAAGAGGAAGAGUUAUUAGAAGAGGUACUUGAGGCUCAAAAAGAAUUCACUCUUACCAACAGUUCUUUCGUGGCCAAACAGUUAGAGAAAUACAAAAAGAAACUAAUAAAAAAUGGAAUCCACGAGGAAGAAGUUAAAAAAAUUUUAGCCCAAACCCUUGAAGAAAACGAGAAAAAAAUAGCCAGUUUGGAGACUAGAUUAGCAGACCUCAAAUUCUCCUUAACCGAAGAGCAAGAGGUCCUCAGAAAAGAGCAGAAAAAAAAUCAAGAACUUCGUCAAGAUAUCUCUGCCUUUCAAGAAAUAAUUUGUUUGGAUGACAAAGAAAAAACUAGGCUUGCUCGACAAAUAGAAAAACUGGUUGAGGAAAACCAAGAAUUUAGAAAGCGGCUAUUUAAACGGGAGAUUCAAAACCAAGAAAAAGAGUUAGAAAAGUUCGUUAAUGCUAUUAAAAAACUACUUGAACCAAUUGCGGUUAAAAUUGACGGUAAAAUUGAAACAAUAAGCAAAAUAAGCAUCAGAGGUGGGACAAUUAAUAAAGAAGGUGCUGAGUAUAAGGAGGGAAAUGAGAUAUAUUUUCAAAGUCCAAUCGCUGAUGGUCAAAUUGAACUUCGCACGCUACUACUUGACCAAACUAAGAAAAUGGUCAUUAAAAAUAAAGAUAGAACAAUUACUUUAGAAGUUAGAGAAACUGCCGAAGGAAAAAAAGAUCAAUUGCUAAGCAUUGCGUAUGAAACUGGUGAUGGAGCAGCCGGUGCUAUGAGGCAAAUGGUAGUAACAAGAAGUGAUGGAAGUAAACGUUGUCUCCAUCCUCAUAGUUUUUCCAAAGAGCAGUAUGAAGAGUUAAAAAACUUAUUUCCAGACAAUCGAACCUGUAAAGUUUCUGGAUGUUAUAAUAACUACUGUCGGUUUGGUGGCAAUGAAGCCGAAGAUACCAGAGUAGAAAAUGGACUUUGUGGUUAUCACCGAGCAAAACAGGAGGGACGUCUGGACGAGCAUACCCAAGAUAACGAAGAAAAUGAGCAAAGUAACCACACUGGGUCCGAUGACAUAAGAGAAACUAUAAACCAGGCACGCAAUACUUACGAAAAUAGUAGCAAUUUAGCCGAGAUAAAUCAAGCCAUAACAGCUUUAGAAGAUGUUAAAACAAAUAAUAAUGAGGUCUUUAAUAAUUGGUUAGGAGAAGAAGUGUUAGAGGGAUUAAAAAACAAAAAAUUAGCCUUGGAACUAAACCAAGGAAAUGAAAAUUCUGGAGCCGGAAAUAAUAACGGAGAAAAUUCUGAUCCCGCUACCCCUACUAAUAAUACCAAUUCUGCUCUCCAAACCGCAAAAAACAACGCUAUUCGAGAAAUUACGAACGCUUUAGUUAAUCAAGAACCAAAAUUGACUACUAAACAUGACUUAUCAGAAAUUAAUCAGGAUUGA